AGUGUUACAGCUCUUUUAGAAUUUGUCUAGCAGGCUUUCCGGUAUUUGCCGGAAAGCCCCUUUCACAUAGCUUGUUCGUAACAAUAGAAUGUGUUUAGCGCGCACGAUUUCUGGAAGGUUUUUUUAGUAAAUAGUUUUCUCGGUGCAAGCGAUGUUAGACGCUUUGGAUACGAAGGUUCGGACCACGCCUGGGGGCUUCCGGCUACACCGGAUGCUGCUUCCUUUCCGCUCCCACUGGUCUUGGGAACUGUUAGUAGGACGUGGCUCUUUCUUCCUGAGCUUUCCAUUUAUCUCCGCUGCACUUGCAGCUUCAGACGCCGUAUGGCGUCCGCAGCGGCCCAACCCGCGGCCCUGAGCGCUGAGCAGGCAAAGGCCUCAAUCCAUUAAUUCCCUGCGCUCUCCACUGGGCCCGCUCUCCGUUCUCCGACGCCUCCCUGGGAUGCCUCUGACGCGCAGUGGUCCUGGCGGAGGUGAUCCAGGCGUUCUCCGCCCCUGAGAAUGCAGUGCGCAUGGACGAGGCUCGGGAUAACGCGUGCAACGACAUGGGUAAGAUGCUGCAAUUCGUGCUGCCCGUGGCCACGCAGAUCCAGCAGGAGGUUAUCAAAGCCUAUGGCUUCAGCUGCGACGGAGAAGGUGUCCUUAAAUUUGCUCGCUUGGUCAAGUCCUACGAAGCCCAGGAUCCUGAGAUCGCCAGCCUGUCAGGCAAGCUGAAGGCGCUGUUCCUGCCGCCCAUGACCCUGCCACCCCACGGGCCUGCUGCUGGUGGCAGCGUGGCUGCCUCCUGAGAGUUGGCCCUCCCUGUGCCCCUGCCAGGGAAGGAAAGGCCUUGAUGUUCCAGACGAUAAUAAACGUGCCUGUGACUUAG
Molecule: messenger RNA, 865 nt
Organism: Mandrillus leucophaeus (drill)
Lineage: Eukaryota; Metazoa; Chordata; Mammalia; Primates; Cercopithecidae
Product: chromosome unknown open reading frame, human C12orf57
Exons: 3
Coding region: 510-785 (91 amino acids)
Biological process (GO): post-embryonic development
Source: RefSeq, a predicted model, not a curated record